UCUCUACCAAAGAUAACCUGAAAUUUUUGAAUCUAUUGUGAAGUGCUUCUGUUGUGUUUACCUUUUUCACAGAAUUUCUUUUUGACUUUAAUUCGAACGCAUUUCGCAAUGGACGAGGAGGACCCGAAAGAGUAUAGAUGGGAAACCGGAUACGAGAAGACCUGGGAGGUCAUACAGGAGGACGACGAUGGAUUUCUGGAAGCCUCCGUAGCCGAUAUCAUCCAGAAAUCGAAGAGGAAGAGGCAAGCUCUGAAGCAGGGUCACGCCAAGCUCGGCAUGAUGAGACAUCUGUACAUUGUGAUCGACUGUUCGGAUUCGAUGUCCGGGCAAGAUUUGAAGCCCACUAGAUUGCUGUGCACUGUCAAGCUCAUGGAGGCGUUCAUCGAGGAGUUCUUCGAUCAGAAUCCGAUCAGCCAAUUGGGCAUAAUCAUAAUGCACAAUAAGCGCGCGGAGAAGAUAAGCGAGUUGGCUGGAAACGGACGGAAGCACGCGAAGGCUGUCAAAGCGUUGAAUCGUACGUCGCUUGUCGGUGAACCUUCACUGCAGAACGGUUUGGAGUUGGCGUUGAAAUCGUUGAAGUUGCUGCCGAGUCACGCGAGCAGAGAAAUACUGGUCGUCAUGGGCAGUUUGACGACGUGCGAUCCCACUGACAUUAACGUCACCAUUGAGAAUUUGAAAACUGAAGGCGUCAGAUGCUGCGUGAUCGGUUUGGCAGCUGAGGUGCACGUGUGUCGACAUCUCGCGAACGAGACUGGAGGCACUUACAACGUUAUCCUCGAGGACAGUCACUACAAGGAUCUGCUCUUCCAGAACGUCGAUCCUCCACCAGCUGCCGUCUGUUUGGAGUCGAGUCUCAUAAAGAUGGGAUUCCCGCAUCAGAUGGCGACGGAAGGAACAGAAGAUCCGUUAACGAUGUGCAUGUGUCACAUAGAUAGUGCAGACGAAGGAAGCAAAUUGACGACCGGCGGAUACUACUGUCCGCAAUGCAACAGCAAAUACUGCGAGCUUCCCGUGGAGUGCAGAUCCUGCGGGCUGACUCUGGUGUCCGCUCCGCAUUUAGCUAGAUCGUAUCAUCAUCUGUUUCCUGCUGCGAACUACAAGGAAUUACCGUACGAGCAUCAAUCUGCAAUCUGCUUUGCGUGUCAGAAGAGUUUCAUUGCAGAUAAUGAUAAGCAGGUGUACGAAUGUAAUAAUUGCAAGAAGAUCUUCUGCACGGACUGCGACAUGUUCAUACACGACACUCUGCACACGUGUCCCGGUUGUGCGACGAAUCUGGCCACCUUUCAAAUGUCGCACAGUAGUCAAUAAUAGAUAGAGAUGAAGGAAGUAUUGGAUGGAUGGAUCGUAUCGAUUCGAUGGAUUUAUUAAUUUAUUUUAGUAUUCCAAUUUAUACAAAAAGAAGAUAAAUAAGAAUCAAGUAGUUUUGGUUAGGGGUGAAAGAAAGAAAAGAAAGUAAACGUGUUGAACGCGAUCGUUUUUUUCGCAUUGUAACGAAUAAUUAAUAUAAAUAAAUAAGAAAGAA
This is a messenger RNA of Nicrophorus vespilloides, 1522 nucleotides long. RefSeq names its product general transcription factor IIH subunit 2 (gene Ssl1). NCBI's taxonomy places the organism in Eukaryota, Metazoa, Arthropoda, Insecta, Coleoptera, Silphidae. The record is from RefSeq and is a predicted model, not a curated record. Gene Ontology annotation, molecular function: zinc ion binding. Gene Ontology annotation, cellular component: transcription factor TFIIH holo complex; transcription factor TFIIH core complex. The transcript is spliced from 6 exons. Gene Ontology annotation, biological process: regulation of transcription by RNA polymerase II; nucleotide-excision repair; DNA-templated transcription. Bases 109 to 1308 code for a protein of 399 amino acids.